Neospora caninum is the source of this 2355-nucleotide messenger RNA. RefSeq lists its product as hypothetical. Gene Ontology annotation, molecular function: mRNA binding; protein binding. NCBI's taxonomy places the organism in Eukaryota, Apicomplexa, Conoidasida, Eucoccidiorida, Sarcocystidae. Gene Ontology annotation, cellular component: nucleus. Bases 1 to 2355 code for a protein of 784 amino acids. Gene Ontology annotation, biological process: mRNA 3'-end processing. The transcript has 10 exons. The record is from RefSeq and is a predicted model, not a curated record.
AUGUGGGCUGCUGCGGAGACCCCGUCAGGGAGUCUUCCUUCUCGCUCUGGCGAGAGUGUCCCCCAGAGUCUUCAAACUUCCUCGGAGAAUGUCAAGAGCCUCCGGGGCGGCGUCCUAGCGGCGCCUGGCUCAGGGCCGGAGCCGCGAACAGAGAAGAAGAAAGAGACACCGGCGGAGCGAGCAAGCGUCCUCCAACUCUUCUUCAUUUCCCUCGAUGGCGUCUUCUCCUCUCCACCCGGCACUCCUGGGAAAAAGGGCGAGAAUGAGAGAGGCGAGAACUCCGGCCCGGGAGCGGAUCGGAAAAAACAGCGAGUUGCUCCCGCAGGCGACGUGACCAUGGAAGACGCGGCGGCAACAGAGACAGAAAAGGUGCAAGAACAAGCGACUGAAAUCGACCAAGACGGAGACCAAGUUGCCGCCAUGGCACUGGAGGCGCGACUCCAACUCAACCCGUUCGACGCAGCAGCAUGGGAUGCGCUUCUCGAGAUGAACGAGAGCAGCGAACUGUACGAGCGCGUCUUGGCGAGCUUCCCGACGAGUGUGAAUUACUGGAGGCGCUACGCGGAGUUUUGCUACCGAACGGGGAAACUUCAGGCGGCCUCUGCAGUGUACAGACGCUGCAUUUAUGCCUGUCCCCACUUAGAUCUCUGGCUCUCGUACCUUCGCUUCCUCUAUCGAGUGGGAAGUCUUCAGGACUUCGUUCAGAAUCUCCGCAGGGCUGCCGACAAGGUCGGGUUUUGCCAUCGCUCUGCGCCUCUCUGGAUGGAGCUGCUAGCGCUGUACAUUCGCGUUCACAACACCCUUUUGCUGCUGAAGGGAAACACACAAGGCCUGCUUUCCGCGCCUAACAUCCCGGGAAGCACGGCUGCGGGCCUUUCCCCGACGCCGCUCCUCGCCUCGGAGGCCGAACAGCGCAGCUUCUGUCGACCCAUGAGUGCGACUGUGGGUCCGCUCUCAGAGAAGCUUUCCGACGUAAAUGUGCUGCGAACCGCGUUCCAACAGUGUCUCUCCACCGCGAUCGACGGCCUGGACGGCGUCUGGGCCGCCUACUGCGCCUUCGAAACCGCUGUCGGCGCCAACAACACACAGCUGGCCGCGAAGUUAACUGGCGAGAUGGAGGCGCACUACGAUGCAUCGAAACACGCCUACCAGGAGAUUGUGCGUCUGACGAGGCACAUCGACCCCGCCAUGCUGGCGGUGCCGCUCCACGAGGCUGUGAAGACUGAGCAGGUACAGGUCCAGCUGGAAGCCUGGCGCGCUCUCCUCCGCUACGAGAAGCGAAAUCCCCUGCGUCUUCAAGCAAGUCCUUUGCUGCGACGCCUCACACACCUUUUCCAAGGGUGUCUGCUGAGCUGCGCCUUCGUUGCGGAUUUCUGGGCGGAAUUCUUUCAGCUCCUCCUCGCCCACAAUCACCCCCACAAAGCGGUGGCGGUUUUGCGCCGAGCCAUCGAGCAGUUCCUUCCAGAUGACGAACUUCUCCAGCUGGUUUUGGCGGAUUUCCUCGAGAGCCGGCGGUUGGUGAACGCUGCGGACGCGGUGUACCGCUCCGCCUUGGCCGUGCAGGCGCAGCUGCAGUCGGCGCCUUCUCCGCUGUCUCCUCUCGCCGAGACAGUUCAAGACGGAGGCCGGAACGGGCCCGGAGACAGCCCCGCAGGCCUCGCAUCGGCUGUCAUGCUGAUUCGUUACUUGGACUUUAUUCGGAGGACGCAUGUGAGUGACUGCUUGUGCUCAAAAAAGGGGCGUCGGCAAAGAAAGACGAGUCGGUCUCGGAGAGCACAUCUCACCAGACUUGUCCCUUUGGCAGUCUCCGUUUUGCGUGUCUCUGCGUUCUGUCCAUCGCCUUGCGGGGGUGUUUGGUGUGCGAGCGAAAGCCAACCGACAGCGGUCUUCUGUCUCGUGUGUCCUCGGGCGAUCGCUUCGUUUCCAGGCGCCCAUGCACCCGGAAGAGACAAACCGCUCACAGUCGCACGCCUUGCAAGGGUCUCUGCUGGGACGAACGCUCCGCCUUCAGAACUGUGGACGGGCCCCGAGAGAAAAAACUCAGAGACGCGAGGGCGCACAGCUUUUGGCUCGCCGUCCACACUUUUGGCAAAUAGCGGGGGAGCGCCGCCUUUGCACGUAGUGUCUCCACGCGGCACAGACGAGCGAUCGUGGGCGACAGGGGGAGAUUCUGGACAGGGGAAUGCUUCCCCCAGACCAGGCACCUAUCUCUGUCGUUUGAUUACCGGUUCCUGUAGAUGCUUCUCUCUCUCUGCUAUCUCUCUUCGACGCUCUGAUGGACAGGAGCGUCUCAGGCACGCUGCACGUAACAGCCGGUUGACUCGUGACCAAGUCGCAUGCAUGUGCUGUGCGUGA